AUGCGACGCCACGACGUGAAUAUCAAGUUUGAAAUGCUCGUUAAUGUUUUAGGACUCGCCAGUCGCGCUUGCAAGAAGAAUAUUCUGCACGAGGCAGCAUCUGCUAUCAAAGGCUUGAAAAAAUGGCAGAACUUGGUGCUGCAAGCAACCACGGACGCGGUGAACGAAGAAAAGACAUCGAUCGUAGAGCCGGCAGGACCCAUGGUCGAUCACCCGCAGUACGAUCCGCCGAAGAGCAAUUUGAAACGCCCCGCGGCAGUCAGCAACCAGAUCGCGAAGGUGUUUAACCAGAAGGAAGACGAGAAUACGGCCGAGGAGGUGUCCAAAGGCUACGCAACCGAAGGCCCGAUUAAGACGAAGCCGAUCAAGAGUGUCUAG
Molecule: messenger RNA, 378 nt
Organism: Phytophthora nicotianae INRA-310
Lineage: Eukaryota; Oomycota; Peronosporomycetes; Peronosporales; Peronosporaceae
Exons: 3
Coding region: 1-378 (125 amino acids)
Source: RefSeq, a predicted model, not a curated record